This is a messenger RNA of Gigantopelta aegis, 966 nucleotides long. Its product is annotated as beta-1,3-galactosyltransferase 1-like. Gene Ontology annotation, cellular component: membrane. Bases 1 to 966 code for a protein of 321 amino acids. Lineage: Eukaryota; Metazoa; Mollusca; Gastropoda; Neomphalida; Peltospiridae. The record is from RefSeq and is a predicted model, not a curated record. Gene Ontology annotation, molecular function: hexosyltransferase activity. The transcript has a single exon.
AUGGUAUCUGCCGGGAUCGUUAUGCAGUUUCGUUCAGUUUUUGUCACAGCCGGUCGACACAGGACGACACAAACAGAUCUACACAUAGAAGGUCCAGUUGUAAAUCCUCAUCUGUUUCGCUAUCUUUUGAAUCCCAAGACUUUCUGCAGCAAAAAGGAUAUAUUCAUCAUAGCAUACGUUCACAGUACACCGGACCAUUUCGAGAAACGAGACGCAAUUAGACAAACAUGGGGCAAAAUGAAGUAUUAUCUGAACAAAAGGGCUGAGGUAGUUUUUAUCAUGGGACAAGUCGCAAACACAGGAGUGAUGACGUCAGUGAGGAAUGAGUCGGGUAUCCAUGGAGACAUAGUCCAGGAGGAUUUCGUCGACAGUUAUCGUAACUUAACCUACAAGGCGAUCGCUGGAUUGAAGUGGGUGUCCACGUUCUGUAGACAAGCUGUGUAUGUUUUAAAAACAGACGGUGAUAUUUUUGUUAAUGUAUAUGCGCUUGUGAAAUACAUGCAGUCAACUGCUGAAUUACGAUAUGCAAGAACUAAACUAAUCCAAUGCAUUGUUUGGCAAAACAUGAAAGUGAUACGCAACAACAGUUCUAAAUGGUACGUGUCCAAAGAAGAAUUCUCGCCGAACGUGUAUCCGCCAUAUUGUUCCGGUUCUGCGUAUUUGAUGAGCUCUGGCGUCACAGGGAGAUUGUACAGGACAUCGUUGACCACUCAGUUCUUCUGGGUGGAUGAUUAUUACAUUACUGGUUUGCUUGUACACAAGCUGAACAUCACGCACAGGCCGUAUAACAGAGCUUACGUUUUUGAUAAUUCCCGUGUGUUGGAAGAGUUAAACAACACCAAACACCAUUCAUAUGUUUUCUUCCAUGUAAACGUUCCCAUGAUGUUUAAGUUAUGGAACGUUGUCAUCUCUAGAGAAAGCAAAGACGUGCGUGCCAAACACUAUAAACGUUUAGACCGAUAUUAG